Lindgomyces ingoldianus is the source of this 1159-nucleotide messenger RNA. RefSeq lists its product as uncharacterized. Bases 63 to 935 code for a protein of 290 amino acids. The record is from RefSeq and is a predicted model, not a curated record. NCBI's taxonomy places the organism in Eukaryota, Fungi, Ascomycota, Dothideomycetes, Pleosporales, Lindgomycetaceae. The transcript has 2 exons.
CAAACCUUCCCAACUCCCAACUCCUUAGCUCGUAGACUCCAAACCCGCGAGUCUAUACUAAGAUGACCCAAGCUCUAGCACAGGUCGCAUUCCAAGGCAGCAAACGUAGUCGUGAGGACGAUAGGCAGAAACAUGUAAACCCAGAGAAGCGCCAGAGGCUCCAAGAGACGGAACAAUGGUUCCGAUUCCUCGAUCUGCCCGGAGGUUUGUUCUAUACACCCUUCAGCUUGGCUCGUAUUACAUCCAUGGCGUAUUUAAGGAUGCUAAUCCCAUCCUCAGAGCUCAGAAAUCGUGUCUAUGAGGCUGCGAUUGCAAUAACAGCGCAGAAGCUGCCACCUACAGUCACAGAUCGUACGAGAAUCGUUAAACCCCGGUUCUUUUUUCCAUUUCUUGGCCUUACUCAAACAUGCUCCAAGAUCCGCACUGAAUUCCAAGGGUGGUGGAUGGAAGCACAUACCGUCAAUCUUGGCGAUGUAAACCUAUACCUAGCUACCUUUCUCCCAAAUCCAUCCAAAUACGUUAAGGACAAGAAGCGGCUAGGUUCAUUUUCCAACCGACCAGGGAAGAUCACUAUCAUGGUCCGUCACAACGAUCUUGACCUCUCCCUUCUUCGACUCUUAAAACUUCGAGCUAGAAUUCCAGGUUUCAAAAUUGUCAUCAAAGAGGUCUCCAACAUACCAUAUGCUCGUGGCCUAGACCAGUUAGUCAACAACAAGAACCCAGAUUGGCUCCGCAUGCUACGAUCAAGGGCGAUCACUGAAGUAAUUGGGUUGCCUCGCGUACAUAUCGUUACGAAAGAGAGACAUGCCGAAGAAUGGAUGAAGGUCGCGCUGUUCCCCAGCAACCGCAGCGAACAAAGGGAUAAGUUCAAGGCAAACCUCGGCUUAGAUAAGGUGGAGCAUUGGGAAUUCACCUUCGGUGUCAACUACUCAUAAGAUCAUAUCUAAACACUGUCAGGAAAUUUUUGUAAGUGUUGGGAAUCGGUUCAUUUUACUCUCCACCAAAGGGAAGAGUGGGAGAGGUUACGUGGUGGUUUAUACCCUACAUAACACUAUUGGUCUCUUCAUAAUGUAAGUCUCCCAGUGGAAUAUUGGAAGGUGUUUACCAAACUGGGUUAUGCACAUCAUGUCAAGAGUCUCUUAUCACAGUUCAAUCAUAC